CUAUUUUAUUCCACAGAUUUGGUUGUAAAUGCCAAAAUGGUCUCAGAGGAAAUAGAGUCACGACCUGGAUCCGGACAUGCGUAUUAUCUUGGGGAGGCCGUCAUACGUAUGGGGAACUUCUGGGUUCACGUAGGGGCAGAAACGCAUUACAUGAAUAUUGGGGGGAAAGUGGAAAGAUGGGGACCGGCGUUCCAGAGGAAUUACAUCGCUAAGUUCGGAAAUGAAAAGGUCCCCGUUGCUGUACGCAUCUUAAAGCAAGACAGAUACAGAAUGGCAGUACAUAUCAGUCAUUUGGCUACGAUUGUGAUCGCACGCUUCAACAACCAUCUAGACGUAUUGGUCACCAAACUUGAUGAAUCUCUCUGGCCUGCUGGUGGCAUUGUUGGUCAAGCAAUGACAGUCGAGGCUUCACUGACCAUGGAUCAGAACGACGAGAAACUGGGACAACUCAAAUUUGAGGGCUUUAACGAAUACCAGACCGUGGAGUUGCAAAAUAGAUCCAAGAUGGGUGCUCUAGAGAAACAAGAAGAAUACUUUGGCCACAGAGUUGACUGCUGGCACAAGGAUGGCAUACCCAUUGGGAAAGUACAUGAUUUUAAAGUUAAAGACUUGUACUCCAGGAAGACUAAGAUUGCCAAAUAAAGUAAUAGAUGGCGCGAUGGAAGAGACUGCAAAUCCUGAAUAUGAAGUAUAUAAGAGUUUUUAGUCCGUGCAGUGUAAGACGGACUAGUACUCAUAGCGCCCUCUUUAUAAUGAAUGACAUGGGCACUCUUGACCAAAGAUUUAAGUGCUACUCUCCCAGCAAUUCGUCCAGUGCAACAAUAGCCGACUUUUGACGGAAAUACAACUGGGACCUUAAGUAGGUCAACAUUAAACAUCUACUAGAGAGAGGUUAAGGCGACUUAGUUGCACUGAACGAAUUACCCGAAUUUAUAAUUAUAUACGUAUAUACGUAUGUUUGUUAUAUUAAAUACAUAUUUAAAAACUCAAUUGUAUUUAUAUAUAUAUGUAUAUGUAGAAAGCUAAUAAGCCGAAUAUUAUAAUCAUUCUGUAAUAUUUUGUAAAAGGCGCUAUAAAAUUUCUUCCUAGGAGAACUCUACUUUUGACAGUGCGGGAUUUUACAACGUGUUAUAGACUAUAAAUGUACAUAGAUAAG
Owenia fusiformis is the source of this 1156-nucleotide messenger RNA. The record is from the annotation of a GenBank genome assembly. Lineage: Eukaryota; Metazoa; Annelida; Polychaeta; Sabellida; Oweniidae.